Molecule: messenger RNA, 1056 nt
Organism: Ixodes scapularis (black-legged tick)
Lineage: Eukaryota; Metazoa; Arthropoda; Arachnida; Ixodida; Ixodidae
Exons: 2
Biological process (GO): DNA integration
Molecular function (GO): nucleic acid binding
Source: RefSeq, a predicted model, not a curated record
AUGCCGACGCUGGAGGACAUAGUCACAAACAUCGAGGGUGCCAAGUACUUUUCUACAUUAGACGCUGCCACAGGAUUUUGGCAGAUUCGACUUGACAAGCCCAGCUCGUAUUUGUGCACCAUGAGCACGCCCUACGGAAGAUACAGAUUCCUCCGGAUGCCGUUCGGAAUCGCCACAGCACCAGAAGUCUUCCAGAGAGCAAUGCACCAGGUGCUCCAAGGUCUCAACGGCGUCGAGGUGGUCAUGGACGACAUACUGGUGUGGGGUUCAACAAAAGAAGAGCACGACAGACGUCUUCAAAAUGUCCUGCAACGGUGCCAAGAGGUGAACCUCAAGCUGAACCUGGCCAAGUGCCACUUUUUCAAAGCGGAGGUACGCUACCUCGGCUUUGUGCUAACGGACAAAGGACUUUCGAUUGACUCGAACAGAGCAGAAGACAUCCUUGCAGUUCAGGUCCCAGAGAACGCAAAGGAACAAAGACUUCAGCAGAUCAAGCGGGCAACAAACCAAGAUGAGAAUCUCCGUACCCUGAGGGAGUAUGCAAGCACGAAGUGGCCAGAAGACAAAAAUGCGGUCCCCGAACAAAUCCGAGCCUAUUGGCCAUACCGUGAUGAGAUCCAUUCGGAAGACGACCUCCUCUUCCGAUCAAACAGGCUGAUCAUUCCAAGCACAAUGAAGAACGAAGUCCUAGACCUCCUGCAUGCAGCCCAUGGGGGUACAGAAAAGAUGAAACAACGUGCCAGAGACGUCAUGUUUUGGCCUGGAAUGUCAGCAGACAUCCAAGAGAAAGCGGAAAGAUGUGCGCUCUGCAGACAACACAAGCCCAGGAACCAACGGCUGCCAAUGAUGAGCCAUGAUGUCCCAGAACUGCCCUGGCAGACAGUUGGCAUGGACCUUUUCCACCAAGCAGGAGAAGAGUACGUGAUCAUCGUGGACUUUUAUUCGUUUUAUUUCGAACUUCGACGCUUGAAACACACAACGGCAGAUGCUGUCAUAAAGUUCUGCGAAGAGGUCUUUGUUACGCAUGGUCUUCCCCACAAGCUGAUCAGUGAUAAU